Molecule: messenger RNA, 2058 nt
Organism: Chrysemys picta bellii (western painted turtle)
Lineage: Eukaryota; Metazoa; Chordata; Testudines; Emydidae
Product: zinc finger protein RFP-like
Biological process (GO): protein ubiquitination
Cellular component (GO): cytoplasm
Molecular function (GO): ubiquitin protein ligase activity; zinc ion binding; protein binding
Source: RefSeq, a predicted model, not a curated record
ACUGCAGCUCUGUAAAGCCUUCACUGUAUGAAAAAUUAUAUGAAAAGAAAUGUACAGGACAAGGUGGCAAAAGAGACAAAAACAGAGGCAUUAAAGAUCACAGAUGUGGGAAACAUUUCUCUGGGAAGCUUGGAAGCAAUUUUGAGACCAGUUCCCACUGGUGAGAUAAGGAAUCUUACAGCCCAACUGGAACUGUUAAAUGACCAGUGAGGUUUAAAUCACAUGAGCUGCAAUCUAUGUGAGAGAGUUGCCUUCAGAGUGGAGAAUGGGAUGUUACAAGCUGUUGUUGUUAUUACUGAUUUCUAUCUGUGAGCGUGGUUGUUGGGGGAACCGCACUGAGAUUGCUUAAUCAGGGCAAACUGCAAAGAAUGAGGCAGACGAUCCUCAAAACUAGUGGUUAUUUCUAAUAAUUAAAUUUACCAAUCCAGCAACAAAACAGCUUCUACAAUAUCUUACUGGUUACCCAGAAGCCAAAAAUACAGUUCCCUUAAAGCAAUCCAGCCUUGGGCUCCCACCCAGACAUCCAAGUCAAAUAUGAUGAGGAUCACUGAAGAUCUUAUUCAUCGUAUAAGAAACUUCUACCAAUCCCAAGGGAUCAGACACAUCACGCACCAGGAAAAGAUCCAGGCCCGUUUGAGGACGCUAAGGAAAGAGAGAGAAAAGCUCCUGGGAUUUAAAGUGACUGGAGAGGAGCAAUUCCAGGAGUAUCUGAUACAGACGCAAAGCGAGAGGCAGAAGAUUGUGUCUGAAUUUCGGCAAUUGCGGCAGUUCCUGGAGGAACAAGAGCAACUCCUGCUGGCCCAGCUGGAGAAGCUGAACAAGGAGAUUGUGAAGAUACAGAAUGAAAAUAUCUCUAAAUUCUCUGAGGAGAUUUCCCGUCUCAGUGAGUUGAUCAGUGAGCUGGAGGGGAAGUGUCAGAAGCCAGCCAGUGAAUUCCUGCAGGAUUUCAAAAGCACCUUGAGCAGGUGUGAGAAGGGGAUGUUCCAGCAGCCAGUGGAGAUUUCUCCUGAGCUGGAAAAGAGACUCAAGGAUUUUGCCCAGAAAAAUAUUGCUGUAACAGAGACUCUGAGGAAGUUCAAAGACGUGCUGCCCUCUGAAGUAGAGACAAGAAGAGGGAAAUCCCUGGGAUCAUACAGACUAGUGAAUGUGACUCUGGAUCCAGACACAGCUCAUCCCCAGCUCAUCCUGUCUGAGGAUCGGAAAAGUGUGAGAUGGGAAGACACACGAUGGGAUCUGCCCAACAAUCCUGAAAGAUUUGACACUGAGAUUUGUGUGCUGGGGUGCGAGGGAUUCACCGCGGGGAGACAUUGCUGGGGGGUGGAGGUGGGUAAUAGGGGAUACUGGGCUGUGGGGGUGACCAGAGAGUCUGUGAUGAGGAAGGGAGGGAUCAGCCCUAACCCUGAGCAGGGAAUCUGGGCUGUGGAGCGGUGCUGGGAUCAGUUCCAGGCUCUCACUUCCCCACGCACCCCUCUACCUGUGAGCUGGGACCCCAGGAGGAUCCGGGUUUGUCUGGACUGUGAACGGGGGCAGGUGACAUUUUUCGAUGCUGGUGACGAGAGCCCACUGUUCACUUUCCCACUGGCCUUGGUCCCUGGAGAGAGAAUCCGACCCUGGUUCUGGGUGGGAGGAUCCCAGCUCAGACUUAGUCCCUGAGAGGGGUGGGGGAGGAGAUAUACCCGGGGGACGUGAAAUUAACCUCUCUAGCCUCACACUUCCUUUUUUCUAUGACCCUGGAAGCCUCCUGUCUACCCUGCAGUCUCUAUUGCCCUGGAGGCUCUGUGGGGUGUCUGGGGGUGAUUGAGAUAGAGAAUAGGGCUACCAUACGUCCGGAUUUCCCUGGACAUGUCCAGCUUUUCGGUCUAUAAAUAGCCGUCCGGGGGGAUUUCUAAAAAUCUAAAAAUGUCUGGGAUUUCCCCCCGGUCGGCUAUUUUAUAGAUCGAAAACUGGCGGCAAAGCCCCUUCCUGGCUCCCCCCAUCCCCUGCAGCCUUAGCAUGCCCCCAGCCCCGCAGCUGUCUUCCCCCUCCUCCCCUCCCCUGAACACUUUGACCCCUGCUCCU